UCCUCAUUGCACGCGCCGAUUAUUAUUACAUACUAUAUUCGACCAAUGAGAGUCGAGGAGGGCGUGGUUUCGGCCGCAGACAGGCUAGCGACAGCAGCUGAUUGGUGGGUUUUCGUCUCGCCGCGCCGCCGUGGUGGAGGAUUAAAGGCGAGACGGAGGCGCCGAGCUGCGAAUCUUCAAAAAGUUGUGAUUCGGUGCAAAGAAAAGAUCCGGACUAUGAAAGAGCGCAGUGGCUCAACCCUGCCGCAUGGUGCUGAGACGAAGCAUGCUGAAGAGUUUUCCGUCUUUCCAAUAAAGUUAUUAUUAUUUUUGAUUAUUAAUCUGAUUUGCAUUCAGAGCGGCUCCGGGCUUGUUUUCAGUCGCACCGGCAGCUGAGUGCGAUUUUUUUUUUUUUAUAUAAUUUUUUUUAGAACAAUUUUUUUUAAAGACAUUCCCAAAACUUGUUAAUUCUAAGGAUAAUAAUCAGUGCGCACUUUUUUCCUCUCCACGCGCUUUUACGCACACGCGUACGAUCGACGGAUUUUAACACGUUUAUCGGUGAUGGUGGCGAACAACGCCGACCUGCCGCCCAUCGACUGCUGUGCAGACUCCGGUGAGAUGGACGCGGACGCGGACGCUUCUCGGACCCCGGGUUCCCCGCACGCGACCGGGGACGUGGCGUGGUGCAAGACGCCUACCGGCCACAUCAAGCGGCCCAUGAACGCGUUCAUGGUGUGGUCGCAGAUCGAGCGGCGCAAGAUCAUGGAGCAGUCUCCCGACAUGCACAACGCGGAGAUCUCCAAGCGGCUCGGGAAGCGCUGGAAACUGCUCCGGGACUGCGAUAAGAUCCCGUUCAUCCGCGAGGCAGAGCGUCUCCGACUCAAGCACAUGGCGGACUAUCCGGACUACAAGUACCGGCCGAGGAAGAAGGUCAAGACCACGUCGGCGGGCGCGUGCAAGGCUGGCGGGGGGGACAAGGCGGGCGACAAGGGGGUCAAGUCGUCUUCGAAAAAAAGCCACAAGUCUCCCGGGAGGACGCACAAGAAGUCUGCGUCCCUCGAAGCCGCCGUAGGGGACGCGCUCUACAAACCGAGGGCUGCGUCCUCCGCGAAGCAGAUCCCGGACAAACCGGCAAAGCGCGCGCACGCGGGCUCAGAGAGUCUCGCCCCGUCCGCCGCCGUGCCCGCGAGCCCGACGCUGAGCAGCAGCUCGGCCGAGUGCGGCGAGCCCCCGAGUCUCUACGACGACGCGGCGACGCGCUUCAAGCACGCGCGCGCCUCGUCCCCGACCCCGUCUGCCUCGCACUCCUCCUCUUCCUCCUCCUCGCACUCGUCGGAUGAAGAGUUCGAAGACGACCCGCUGGACUUCGACCCCAGUCCCGGUGGGUUUAGCGGCGGAUUUGGUAGCGACACGUGCCUCGACCGGGACUUGGACUUCGGUUUCGAAUCGGGCUCGGGCUCGCACUUCGAGUUCCCGGACUACUGCACCCCUGAGGUGAGCGAGAUGAUCUCGGGGGACUGGCUCGAGUCCACCAUCUCGAACCUGGUGUUCACGUAUUGAGCUGAGAUCAUCGCAAAGACGUUGGAGACGUUGGGAAAACGAACGAGCGACGACAUUUUUUACACGCAGCUGAACUGAAAUCGCGUGCGCUACUCCUGCGACGCGCGAGACGACGCGCGCGACCGAUUCCCACCUGUUUCAUAUUAAAACGCUGUGGGCAUGAAAAUAAUUACAGAAGAAAAAAAAUGGAAGAAGGAGGGAGGAAAAGGAAAACUCAUGCUCCUUUGGAGGAGGGAGGAAAGAUGCGAGAAGUUGGGCUUGGGCGAGCAGGAAGAGUUUAGAAGUUGCACGGAGAUGAGACUGAGAUGAGACUGAGAUGAGAUGAGACUGAGAACUUUUUUUUUUUCUUUCAGAAAAAUGACUGAAAAGCCUCCUAAGAUGAACUGAAGCGCAUGAUGAGCACGGUUCUGCCUGUCAAGUGCGAGUCGUAUCCGUUUUUUUUUUUUUUUUAAAGAAGGUAAAAAAAAAAAGAGAAAAAAAAAGAGAAAACAAACCGAUCACCAGCUUUUUCCCGUUAAAGAGAUGUCAGGUGUUUAAGCGCAACUCAGACGGUUCAGCUUUUUUUUCUUACACUACAAAUCAGGACCAAAAUUCGUCCGAGAAGCGUGUUAUCUCUCGCUCUCCCUUUCUGUAUCCCUCUCUUUCCUUACGUCUCUCAUUCUUCCUUUCCUUCUCUCUCUCUUUCUUGCCCCCCCACCCUGUCAAUCCCCCCUUAGUGCUCAAUUUUAUACCAAUGUAUUUAUAAUGCUCAAUUUUGCUGCAUACUUUUGUUUGCUUUCAUGCAAAAAACCGAUUUUGUUGUUGUUGUUAUUGUUGUUGUUGUUGUUUGCUGAUGAUGCUGAUGAUGAUGAUAACCAGCAGCUAGCAUCUUUUACAUCAUGCUAAUUGGUGGCUAUUGGUUUCACUGUUAGUCACAUUAGCAUGUCUGGGUUUUUUUGUUUGUUUAUUUGUUUUGUUUGUUUGUUUGUUUUGUUUGCUGUCUCCCCCACCCCCCUCCCCCCCUGUCUACAGUUAAACCAAUCUGUCUUGUCCCGUAGACUCCAGAUGCAACAUGUACGUCUCAGUUUUUUCUCAAGGGCUAGAAAACUGCAUCAUGUCAUUUUACUGGACGCGAGACGACGAACCGUCGCUGUUAUUUUCUACGUGUAUUUUUGUACAAUUAAGAUUUUUUGUCUCGGAAAAACCAACAAAAAAACAAAAAAACGAACAAAACAAUCUGUUUACAGUGUCGAUCCGCAGCUUUCUCGAAGACACACCAUUACAAUUUCUCAACCAGCCAUGCAAACGAGACUGUAUGUAGCGGAAACAUCAGUGUCCUUAUGGGAAAUACUGUUUCCUUUUUUUUUGUUGUUUUUUUUUUUUUUGAGGAUUUCUUUGUGCUUUGAAUCAGUGAAUCCGUCAUUUAAAAAAAAAGAAAAAAAAAACCUAAAAAAAAAACCACUGGAUGUAAUUUGAACACGCUCUAAAAUGCCUCUGAGUUCAUGAAGUAAUGCUUUCACUCCUAAAUGUUACAAGGAUAUUUAAUCUUUUUCUACUUGUUGGCUAAAUGUAGCUAAUCGUUUUUAGUAUGUUACGGCAUGGCGACUAGCGUUUUCGUAUUUUGGAAAAAAAUUGUAAAAAAAAAAAGAAAAAAAAAGAAUUCAGGUUCACGUAGAGCUGUCGUGUUUAAGGCAAAAGGAUCGACGUGAAGAGUUUCUUUUCUUUCCUUUUAUUAUUAUUAUUAUUAUUAUUAUUAUUUUUAAUGUACAUUGAUUGUAUAAUAAAGUAAAAAGACUGUGUGCUUUGUGUGGCAAACAGCUGCCCCGCCAGGCACUUUGAACAUAUAUCUUUAUACGUCCCUCUGUUUAAAGUUGUUGUUCAUGACUUUUUUGGGAUAAAUAGGCCUAUAUACAUUUUUAAUAUUGUUUCAUUUUGUGCAAUAUGCUGUGUACAAUAUUGUUUGUCUUGCCAUACCAUAUCACAUUUGAGUAGAGAAUUCAAAGCCAGCCAAUUGUGUCAAGUCACUGCCUGUCAGACCUCUGUAUAAAAAAAUAAACAAAAAAAAACAACAAAAAAAAACUGUCUUUUUUCCAGAAGGAAAUAAAAUCAGCUGGAACUGAA
This is a messenger RNA of Silurus meridionalis, 3639 nucleotides long. It is a transcript of the gene sox4a, whose product is annotated as SRY-box transcription factor 4a. The record is from RefSeq and is a predicted model, not a curated record. Lineage: Eukaryota; Metazoa; Chordata; Actinopteri; Siluriformes; Siluridae. The coding region runs from base 541 to 1539 and encodes 332 amino acids. Gene Ontology annotation, biological process: anatomical structure morphogenesis; positive regulation of transcription by RNA polymerase II; cell differentiation. Gene Ontology annotation, molecular function: RNA polymerase II cis-regulatory region sequence-specific DNA binding; DNA-binding transcription activator activity, RNA polymerase II-specific. The transcript has a single exon.